Helianthus annuus (common sunflower) is the source of this 1764-nucleotide messenger RNA. RefSeq lists its product as uncharacterized. The record is from RefSeq and is a predicted model, not a curated record. NCBI's taxonomy places the organism in Eukaryota, Viridiplantae, Streptophyta, Magnoliopsida, Asterales, Asteraceae. The transcript is spliced from 2 exons. The coding region runs from base 1 to 1764 and encodes 587 amino acids. Gene Ontology annotation, molecular function: catalytic activity.
AUGAAUUUUUUUUCCUUCAACAUUCGUGGUCUUAGGGGCGGAGAGAAGGCGGGUUGGGUCAAAAAGUUGAAAUCGGACUUUGGUGUUUCUUUUAUUUCGCUUCAGGAAACUAAAAGGGCGGCAGUCUCUCAAGUUGACCUUCACGGUUUCAGGGGUAAUAAUCAAUUUGGCUUCGAUAGUGUGGAUUCUGUGGGUUUGUCGGGGGGUUUGGCCUGUUUGUGGGAUAAGUCGAUCUUCAGUCAGAGUGGUGGGACUAAAGAUAGGAAUUUUCUUCAUGUUAGGGGCAAAAUUAAGGGUUCGGGGGUAGUUGUUAACGUUUUAAAUGUCUACGCCCCUCAAGGGGUGCCUGCUAAAAAGCUUUUGUGGGAUUCUCUAGUCCAACUGAUCUCUAGUUUUGAUGGUCUUUGGGUGGUUUCGGGAGACUUUAAUGCGGUGCGCUUUAGGGAGGAGAAAAGGAAUUGCUCCUUUAAAAACACUUGUGCCAAUAACUUUAAUACCUUUAUCUUCGAGGCUGGCCUGUUGGAGUAUAAUAUGAAAGGGAGAAGUUUUACUUAUGCUUCGGCUGAUGGUAGAAAAUUGAGUAAGCUCGAUAGAUUCUUAGUCAAUCCUGCCUUCUUUAACUCAUGGCCAGAAGCGAGAGUCGAAGCGUUGUCUAGUUUUCUUUCGGAUCACUGCCCCAUCAUUUUGUCGUCAGUGGCUAAGAAUUUCGGACCUAAGCCCUUCCGGGUGUUCGAUUCCUGGAUAGGUUUGGCUUGUUUUGAAGAGGAGGUUGUUGGGGCUAUUAAGGGAAGUGAUGAUGUUACAGGGCCUCCCGACGUGGUUCUUAUGAAGAAGUUAGGAAUUCUGAGACAGAGAUUAAAACUGUGGAGGGAUGACAUGUUGGCGAAAAAUUCAGAAGCAGUGGCGUCGGCCUUAUCUGACCUCGAAGGUUUGGAAGCAGUUUUGGAUUCGAGAGAGCUAAACGAAGAGGAGGAAUGGUCCUUGUUGGAAUGUAAAAAGUUGUUGAAAGAAGAAGAAGUUAGGAAGAACAGGGACCUAAAGCAGAGGUCUAGGAUUAGGUGGGCUAAGGAAGGUGACGAGAACUCAAAAUUUUUUCACUCUAUGAUCAAUUGCAGAAAAGCGUCGAACGUGAUUCAUGGGCUGAAUAUCGAUGGUUGCGGCUCAUCUUUUAUAGCUUUAAUCCCGAAAAUCAAAGAUCCUCUUGGGCUUAAGGACUAUCGCCCAAUCAGUUUGGUUGGGAUCAUUAAUAAGGUAAUUUCGAAGGUUUUGGCUAAUAGGCUGAAAAGGGUGUUGAAUUCGAUCAUAUCCCAUUCUCAGUCAGCGUUCAUCGGUGGUAGAUUUAUUUUAGAUGGCCCUUUAAUAAUUAAUGAAAUCCAUAAUUGGGCCAAAAAGGUAAAGAAGAAGGUUUUUUUCUUGAAAAUUGACUUUGAGAAGGCCUACGAUAAUGUUAAUUGGAAUUUUGUUGUGGAUAUCUUGUCUCAAAUGGGAUUCCCGAGUAGGUGGUGUGCUUGGGUUAGGGGUAUUAUUUCUUCAGCUAGAGCUUCGGUGCUGGUGAACGGAGCUCCGACAUUCGAGUUUAAAUGUAACAAAGGGAUGCGUCAAGGGGACCCUAUUUCUCCCUUUCUUUUUGUGAUUGUCAUGGAAGCUCUGUCUUGUUUGAUCUCUACGGCUUGUCACUUGGGUAUAUUCAAGGGUGUGGAUCUUCCUAACGACGGCCCAUCGUUAUCCCAUCUGUUCUUCGCUGAUGAUGCCAUUAUCCUCUAG